Molecule: messenger RNA, 913 nt
Organism: Durio zibethinus
Lineage: Eukaryota; Viridiplantae; Streptophyta; Magnoliopsida; Malvales; Malvaceae
Gene: AHP5
Product: histidine-containing phosphotransfer factor 5
Biological process (GO): phosphorylation; phosphorelay signal transduction system; cytokinin-activated signaling pathway
Cellular component (GO): nucleus; cytoplasm
Molecular function (GO): protein histidine kinase binding; histidine phosphotransfer kinase activity
Source: RefSeq, a predicted model, not a curated record
CUUUCCUUAAUAUUUUGAAAUAAAAACAAGUUGUAAUAUUUUGAAAUAAAAACAAGUAGUAAUGUUUGAUUUUUAUCAGUCGAAGCCUGUUUUUUCGUUUCUUGUGUUUUUGUUUGGUCUGUAAGAUCUGCCAAUUUUGAAGUUGCUGUUUUCAAGUGAUUAAACUGCUGUUAGGGGAGGCCACCAUGGAUAUUGCCAAUCAGUUGCAGAGACAGUUUAUGGACUACUCUACAUCACUGCAUCGUGAGGGAUUUGUGGAUGAUCAGUUCACUCAGCUCCAAAAACUGCAAGAUGAAAACAGCCCUGAUUUUGUGGUUGAGGUUGCCUCUCUUUUCUUUGAAGAUUGUGAGAAGCUUAUUAACAAUAUGGCCAGAGCUCUAGAGCAACAACAAGGUGUGGAUUUCAAGCAAGUAGACGCUAGCGUCCAUCAGCUAAAGGGUAGUAGUUCCAGCAUAGGUGCAAUGAGAGUUAAAAAUGUAUGCAUUGCCUUCCGAAGUUUUUGUGAGGCUCAAAACCGUGAAGGAUGUUUGAGAUGCCUGCAACAGGUGACUCAUGAAUACUCCCUACUGAAGAACAAACUUCAAACCUUAUUCAGGCUGGAGAAACAAAUCCUUGCUGCUGGUGGAUCCAUUCCAAUAGUGGAAUAAAUAACAUUCAUAUCAUCCUUGUGGUGGAACAAAGGGGGAGUAAAAAGUUGGCAUUGUAGAUACUUCUUUCUAAUGAGGUUUUGUAGUUUAAAUUGUAACCAAGUUAAACUAUUGAAGGAUUUUGCUUAGAUUUGUGUAUAAAGCGUGGAUGAAUUAGAAUAAUGCUUUGAAUAAAUAUUUUUAGCUUUCUGCAGCAUAAGCAUAUAUGUGGUAGUUUUCUUUGUUGUUCAAUGUUGAAAAUUUCAUGUUAAUUUGACCAAUCAAUG